This is a messenger RNA of Lolium perenne, 1360 nucleotides long. RefSeq lists its product as uncharacterized. Lineage: Eukaryota; Viridiplantae; Streptophyta; Magnoliopsida; Poales; Poaceae. The record is from RefSeq and is a predicted model, not a curated record.
GCGCCACAGAAACACACACCAAUUCACCAAAACCAUCCAAAGCAGUAUACGAUCGAGUUAAAAAGCCCCUUAACACUUGACCCAAGAAGCCUACUUCCACGGCCAGCUCCACCGCCGUGGCAAUGGCGCUGCGCGGCGGCAUGGCUCAGCAGCUAGCAUGCUGCUGCUUCCUGGUGGCGCUCGCGCUGGCGUGCGGCGUGGCCUUGGGGGCAACCGCGCCCAGGAAGCCUGGUCCGCCCAAAAAUCCCCCCAAGUCGUCGCUCCAGACGUUCAAGUUCCCAAAAUCCGGCGGUAAGCGGCUCUACUCCAUCAGCUGCAAGAAAGAAAGGGGAAAACCGCUCUGCGUCAUGUCCUGCCCGGCCAAAUGCCCCAACGAGUGCCUCGCAUCCUGCAGCUACUGCAUGUCAUUCUGCCUAUGUGAUAUCUUCCCUGGCACCUCUUGCGGCGACCCCCGCUUCACCGGCGGUGACGGCAACACCUUCUACUUCCACGGCAAGAAGGACCAGGAUUUCUGCAUCGUCUCCGACAAGGACCUCCACAUCAACGCCCACUUCAUCGGCAACCACAACCCUGCCGUUAGGCGCAGCUUCACGUGGAUCCAGGCCAUCGGCGUCAGCUUCGGUGGGCACCGCCUCUUCAUCGGCGCUCGCAAGGCUGCCCAGUGGGACGCCGACGAGGAUCACAUCGACAUCAUGCUGGACGGUGAGACCGUCGAUGUGGAGACCUUCAAGGGUGCGCUGUGGGUAUCCAAGGCUCUCCCCAACCUCUCCGUCACCCGCACCGACAACCUGAACGCUGUCACGGUCGAGCUUGACGGCGUGUUCAGCAUCAAUGCCAACGCGGUGCCAAUCACGGAUGAGGACUCACAGAUCCACAACUAUGGCAAGACCGAGAGGGACAGCCUCGUGCAUCUUGACCUUGGCUUCAAGUUCCAUGCCCUCACCAAGGCCGUUGACGGUGUGCUCGGCCAGACCUAUCAGCCUGACUACGUCAGCAAGGUGGACAUAGGUGCCAAGAUGCCAAUCAUGGGUGGCGCACCAAAGUACCUCUCGUCGAACCUCUUCUCCACGGAUUGUGCCGUCUCCAAGUUCACCGGCAACAAUGUCGCCGGCCCCGUCGUUACCUACGCCUCGUAAAUGAGUCGCCCAUAUUGACCUACAAGCACCCAUCUAUGCUACCAUGGAAUAAGUCAUUGGGGGUAUACAUACUUACAUACUACUGAGCACGUGCAAGAAGAAAUAAAUUUGGAACACUUCGAAGGUGCUUAGACUGUUCAAUCAUUUACUAAUUAUUAAGGCUGUUUCAAUUGUAUUGUGAUCGAACAAUACUGAUUAAUUUUCAGGUGUGGUAUAUCAGUAUA